CCCGGAAACUUCGACGAAGUUCGGAGCCCCGCCCCCCGCCGUCCCGCGACCUGCCGCCCCCUGCCCGGACUGACGAGUCGGCCCGGCUGUCCCGAGCGCCAUGUCGGGUUCUUCUAGCGUCGCCGCCAUGAAGAAGGUGGUCCAGCAGCUCCGGCUGGAGGCCGGGCUCAACCGCGUGAAGGUUUCCCAGGCAGCUGCAGACUUGAAACAGUUCUGUCUGCAGAAUGCUCAACAUGACCCUCUGCUGACUGGAGUGUCUUCAAGUACAAAUCCCUUCAGACCCCAGAAAGUCUGCUCCUUUUUGUAGUCAUCUAUCUUGAGGUUUCUCAAACCACUUCUCAUGAACCAGUGACUAUUCAAGAGAACUAAAUUUGAAGUCUGUACAAAAGCUUCUCUUUAACACGUGCCAUAAUACACUAUCUUCUGCUCGUCAGUCCUUAACAUCUACCUCUCUGAACGCCAUGGGUUUCCGUCUCACAAGGUUUCACUGUUUUAUACACACUGGCCGUAGCAUACAAUAAAGCAGCCUACAACCCUUUGGCCUCCUUA
Molecule: messenger RNA, 549 nt
Organism: Mus caroli (Ryukyu mouse)
Lineage: Eukaryota; Metazoa; Chordata; Mammalia; Rodentia; Muridae
Gene: Gng5
Product: G protein subunit gamma 5
Biological process (GO): G protein-coupled receptor signaling pathway
Cellular component (GO): heterotrimeric G-protein complex
Molecular function (GO): G-protein beta-subunit binding
Source: RefSeq, a predicted model, not a curated record